AUGGCGUUUGCUAAACCAGAGACCGUCACUGGCGGAUGCCUAUGUGAAAGUGUCCGUUUUCGAGUUGACUUCUCGCCCGAUCACGACUGGAGACGAGGGUCUCGCACUUGCCAAUGCACCCAGUGCCGAAAGAACUGCGGCAGUCUGGUGUACAAUUUCCACAUCGUCGCGGCAUCUGAGUUGACUUGGCUAUCCAAGUCAACAUAUGCGGAAUACAACUCAUCACCUGAGGGCCGGCGAGCGUUCUGUAAUAACUGCGGAUCGACUCUGGGUUGGACGGAUGGUAAACCUGACACUGAUGUCCAGCUCGCCGUGGGAACUUUUGACGAAGAGUUUCUCGUGGGUGGCCGAGAUGCCCAUGAUCGUCCGCUGGGAGCAUAUGGGGUGGCACUAGCAAAUCCUGACGGCGAUCAUCUUUACACUAGCAAUAUCAUUAAGGAUGUCACUGAAGGUGUAUCCUCGAAAGGAACGAAGUUUUGGAAAGGGAGUAUGGAGGGACCUAUGAAGGAAGCCACCGAUUAA
Molecule: messenger RNA, 522 nt
Organism: Glarea lozoyensis ATCC 20868
Lineage: Eukaryota; Fungi; Ascomycota; Leotiomycetes; Helotiales; Helotiaceae
Product: Mss4-like protein
Exons: 2
Coding region: 1-522 (173 amino acids)
Molecular function (GO): carbon-sulfur lyase activity
Source: RefSeq, a predicted model, not a curated record